Molecule: messenger RNA, 795 nt
Organism: Danio rerio (zebrafish)
Lineage: Eukaryota; Metazoa; Chordata; Actinopteri; Cypriniformes; Danionidae
Source: RefSeq, a predicted model, not a curated record
AUGAAUCUGACGAGCAGUGAAAUAAGAAUUGUGCUGGUUGGAAAGACUGGAGUAGGAAAGAGUGCAGCAGCAAAUACCAUCCUGGGAGAAAAUGCAUUUAGAUCAGACCUGUCUUCAUCAUCCGUGACCACAGAGUGUGACAAAGUCAGAAAAAAUGUCAAAGGGCAAAAAGUGGCUAUUAUUGACACUCCAGGCUUGUUUGACACAAAAGAGAAAAGCACCGUCAUUGAGGAAAAGAUUAAACUGUGCAUAUCCCUCUCCGCACCGGGACCUCAUGUUUUUCUCAUAGUUGUGCAGCUUGGGAGAUUUACUGAAGAGGAAAAAAAUACUGUGGAGCAAAUUCAGAACAUCUUUGGUGAACAAGCAUCAAAAUACACCAUAGUGCUGUUUACACAUGGAGAAAAUUUAAAGAAAACCCAAAAAAGCAUUCACAACUUUGUUAAAGAAUGUCCAGAUCUGCUGAACUUUAUCAAAACUACCAGUAGGCGUUAUCUUGUUUUUGACAACAAUGCAAAUGAUCCAGAACAGGUUAAUGUGCUGUUUGAACAGAUUGCUCAGCUUAUGACUGUAAAUGGUGAAGAGUAUUACACUAAUGAUGAUCUUCGAGCAGCUGAGAGAGCGAUAGAAGAAGAAAAAGCAAGACUUUUACAGCUAAAAAUAAAAGAGCAAGAGGCAAGAGACAGAGCAGAAAGAAACAAUCAUUUUCUAAAAGCUGGUUUGGUUGUGGCAGGAGGUGCUGCUGCUGCUACUGUCUCUGCUGCUGCUGUUGGUGUAAAGCCCUGCUGUCUUCAGUGA